Molecule: messenger RNA, 2211 nt
Organism: Silurus meridionalis
Lineage: Eukaryota; Metazoa; Chordata; Actinopteri; Siluriformes; Siluridae
Gene: ei24
Product: EI24 autophagy associated transmembrane protein
Exons: 11
Coding region: 234-1262 (342 amino acids)
Biological process (GO): macroautophagy
Cellular component (GO): endoplasmic reticulum
Source: RefSeq, a predicted model, not a curated record
AAUGUAUAUAAGACAUAGCAAAUAAAAAGAACAACAAACUACAUCAGCUGGAGGUUCAAAACAGCUGGCUGUUUACAAUCGAACAAGCAAACAGACAACACUGAUAUGUUAUGUCUGUGUUUUUGCUACUUUAAUAUCAUUUUAGGUACUUAGUUUACCAGGAUUUCCUGUUCCUACAAUGAGUUUAUUUUCUGGCUCACCAUCCUUCUGCAGUUGAUGAUUCUCCAGCUGGUAUGGAGAUGACGGACAGCGUAAGGGCCUUCCUCCGAAAUGUUGUGACGGGGAUGAAGGAUUCUGUUCUGGGGAUCACGACGAUCACAAAGCUUGAUGCUCGCAUCCAGCAGAAACGGGAGGAACAGCGGAGGCGCCGAGCAAGUGGCCCACUGGCACUGAGACGGGCACAAAGUCAGGACCAUAAGCCUGAGAAUGAGCCCAAAUUAGCAAGUAGGAUUUUUCAGUGUUGUGCCUGGAACGGAGGCGUGUUUUGGUUAAGUCUGUUUCUUUUCUACCGGGUGUUUAUACCACUGCUCCAGACUCUCACGGCAAAAAUUAUCGGUGAUCCGUCGCUGCAUGGAAAUGUGUGGUCCUGGUUAGAAUUCAUCCUGACGUCAGUGUUCAGCGCGCUCUGGGUUUUGCCUCUUUUUGUGCUCAGCAAGAUUGUCAAUGCUAUCUGGUUCCAGGACAUUGCUGAUCUGGCUUUUGAAGUAUCUGGACGUAAAGUUCAGCCUUUCCCAAGUGUGAGCAAGAUUAUAGCAGACAUUCUCUUUAACCUUCUUCUCCAGGCCCUCUUCCUCAUUCAGGGAAUGAUUGUGAGCCUUUUUCCCAUCUAUGCGAUUGGUCAGAUGGUCAGCCUCCUGCACAUGUCUCUGCUCUACUCACUCUACUGCUUUGAAUAUCGCUGGUUCAACCACGGGAUCGAAAUGCACCAGAGGCUGUCAAACAUCGAGAGGAACUGGCCUUAUUACUUUGGCUUCGGUCUGCCCAUGGCCCUCCUGACUGCAAUGCCGUCUUCUUACAUCAUCAGUGGCUGUCUCUUCUCCAUCCUGUUCCCGCUUUUCAUCAUUAGCGCCAACGAGGCCAAGACCCCUGCAAAGCUUUUCCAUUUCCAGCUUCGUCUCUUCUCCCUGGUGGUCCUGAUCAGCAACAAGCUCUUUCACAAGACGGUUCACCUGCAGACAUCUCUGACAUCCUCUAGCUCCAUGGAGAAACUCGCCUCUCCUCAUGCGUCCCCAAACCGCUACAAAGCUCCGCUCUCUCAGUGACCUCAGGCACUCCACAGAUGGGAGUGUUAUUUGUGUUUUUAAUGCAUUUAUUAUUUUUGGAGGAUCGAUCAGGCUUUGUUUUAACUGUGAAUGAUGAGCAUGUGGGAUUGGACAAAGCUCUCGACAGUUGGGUUUCGUUGGACUGUGUUUUUGUAUCCCUUGUGUGCCAUUUGGGUGAUUUUAUAGAAACUAGAGCACAAUUAAUUUUUUUUUUAACCAAAUCGUCCCAGUCAUCAUCCUCACUGCUAUUUUCCCUGGCCUUCUGCUUUUAUUUAAUACCACAGCUAAUGAUUGAAUCAAAGUUGAGUUUGUGUCAUUAAUAAUGAAGCCAAGUCCCUUUAAUCCACACAUUGGGAGCAUUGUAGUUUUGUUGUAAUUUAUCAUACUGGCAUUGAUCCUUUAAUAACCGCACAUAAUCAAUAUCAUGAUAUUUUUCUGAUAAACUAAACAAGCUGCUUAUUUCUAUAUAAUAGGUCCUGUUUAACGUAAGCUAAGAGCUGGAUGCGAAUCUCCAAUCAAAUGUCUACGAUAAAUAAAUAAAACGUUGCUUUAUUCUGCUGCUUGUAACACAUCCGGAACUGACGUUAAGUUCAAUAAUACCAAGUCUAACCUCCACUACAAUUGCGAUCCCUCUUUCCAUUAUUUAUGUAGACAUUAGUAUUUAUAUAGAUAUCGCUUAGGAAAUCUGAACAGGUUACUAAUGUUUUACUGAAGCACAUACCAAGGUCCUGUCUCACUGUCAGCGAAUCCACUCGGGUAGAGAGUUGUGUGGUGUACUUCUUUUUAUUUCUAUUUUAUUGUUUUUUUUGUUUGUUUUUUAAAUGGUAUGUCAUUAAUGUAAGAAGUCAGUAGUGUUACAAAUGCAGGUUGGUAUUUGUGAGUGACUUGUUCUUUGGUUAAAAAAGUAUUAAAACCUUAUUUCAAUAAAUUUGGUCUGUAUGUACAAGUA